Camellia sinensis is the source of this 1591-nucleotide messenger RNA. The record is from RefSeq and is a predicted model, not a curated record. Lineage: Eukaryota; Viridiplantae; Streptophyta; Magnoliopsida; Ericales; Theaceae.
AUUUUUUUUUAAAUAUAAAUUUGUUGAAUCUAAAGAAAUUGGGUUCUAUUACGAAUCAUCUUCCGGCAAUAGGAAUCAUAAAUGCACAAACCAUCAUAUAGAAUGAAAGUGAAACACAGCACACAGGGAAAUCUUGAAAGACAAACACAGUUGUGACAGCAGUGUUGCAGUAAUUUAGAAUGUAGAACUAUAUUCCACUGUAUACAGAUGAAAGGUGCUAUAUGUAAUGAUAGUUUAUGUUAAUUUUGUGAAGAAAAAAAAAGGCAACAGUUUCAUUUAGUUUGGUGAGCACACAAUUUAAAAAUUACACUGUUGUUUCAUAAUUUUUAACCAGAAACAUGACCCACAUACUAAAAACCUUAGUGUAUGACCUGACAAACACCGACAAUUUUUUCAUCUUUCCCCAGAAAUCAAGGUUAAGUGGCCAAACCAGGUAACCACUUGGCUUACACUGGCAGUGGUAUAAGGUAGACAAAAUGGAAGCUUGGAACUUCCAAGUUUUGCUGAAAUUUUUUAACCUUAUUCUAAUGAUAUCCUUUAACUAAAGAAUGGAAGACAACAGGACAUCUUUCAUCUUAGAAAUUUGCUAAAACAGAAAAAGGCAAAGCAUUUAUAUUGCUUUCUUUUACGCCUCAGAAAGAAAAUUUGAAGCAUAAUAUUGCCUUAACAAUUCCAAUGUGAAAAGAUGACAAACUUGUUCCUGAUAAUUUCCAAUAUGGCACAUAUACAUAUAAACCCAAUCAAAUAGCUCUAUAAUAAUUCCUGUAUUCCUGUAUAAAAUUGUCAAAUAGUCCAAUACAACCGAGCUGUCUUCAAGAAAGUACCAGCUCAAUAAUGUCGUGCUUCUCCUUCAGCCAUAGACUAUUCUUCAAACUUUGCGAAUGGGCUUCCUUUCUCAUUUGAGAUUCAGGUGCAGAUUUUUCUUUUUAAUUUUAUUUUUGAAACAAAAAAGAAAACACAGAUGGUUGUGGAAACUUCUUCAAAAAUAGAAUUGUCAAGAUCCAAUAAAGCUUUAUAGAACGUUAUUAACUAAUUUAAGUUAUGCACUCAAGAAGUGGGUAAUUGCUUUGUUACUUGUCAAAAGGGAGUUUGAUCAUAAACAAAAGGCAAGGUCCCUUUUAGGAAACCGCAUUAAUGGUUCAAUUCCAAAGGAAAUCAAAUCAGAGACAUUGCUACUCUUGAGGAGCUGGUCUUGGAAGAUAAUCAGCUUGGAGGACCUCUUCAUCAAAACCUUGGAAAUUUGAGCUGCAUGAGGAGGCUCUUUCUUUCUGCCAACAAUUUUACUGGAACAAUUCCAGACACAUUCAGCAAAUUGAAGAACUUGACAGAUUUGCACAUGCAAGGCACAUCCAUGGAUGGCCCCAUUCCUUCUACCAUAUCCCAGCUGAAAAACAUAACCGAGUUGCAAACCAUUGAUGUUCUGGCUGCGAGACUCUACUUCUAUUACUCUCUCAGUUAUGAGCUCACUGGUGAUCUUGCUGAAAUUCGGAGGAGUUGUUCUGUUUCCAGAGGCUACCCUUCCUCUAAGAGUUAUACAACCUAACUUUAUAGCUGCUAUUGAAAGAGCUUUGUGCUAAGUUGAUACUCCUUA